This is a messenger RNA of Malania oleifera, 1789 nucleotides long. Its product is annotated as pentatricopeptide repeat-containing protein At2g37320. Gene Ontology annotation, biological process: RNA modification. Gene Ontology annotation, molecular function: RNA binding; protein binding. Bases 37 to 1641 code for a protein of 534 amino acids. The record is from RefSeq and is a predicted model, not a curated record. Lineage: Eukaryota; Viridiplantae; Streptophyta; Magnoliopsida; Santalales; Ximeniaceae. The transcript has a single exon.
UAGGCAGUGCCUCACCCACGUGGGAUCCGCAUUGCAAUGAGUUGUAUCGUACUCUUUCAGAACUGUGCGAAGCGGAAAACGCCGAGUCCUAGAUUCUUACCGUUAUCAGUCGAGCUGCAAGCUAGAAUUUUCUCUACACAAAAAUUGUCACACACAACUAAUAACAAUAGGUUGGACAAGGCAUUACGAGUUCUAGAUAUCAUUUCUCCAAAAGAAAAUUCUUCCGUAAGUCGUCAAAGUCAUCUUCGACUCGUUCAGGAAUUUUUACGAACGAACUCAGAUCAAUUGAAUCGACAACGGGUUCCUGAUGACUUCGCUUGUUCAAACUCAACAAAGGGUGUUCCAGACAUGCUUGAUGGGGUCGUUGGAUCGGAUUUCUUGAAUAAGGAGAAUCCUGUUAGUGUGCUUCUUUGGUUACACAGCGAAGGAUCGAGAUUUGAUGCGAAUGCUCUGUCUCGUGCUGUGAGCUCAUGUGGGUCGGUUCGGAGUUCCUGCUUUGGUGUUCAAGUUCAUUGCUUAGCAUUAAGAACUGGGUUUGUGUUCAACGUGUAUGUUGGGAGUGCUUUGAUCAGUUUGUAUUGUAAAUGUGGUAAGUUGGAGGAUGCGCAACGCAUGUUUGAGGAAAUGCCUGUGAGAAAUAUAGUGUCAUGGACUGCCAUAAUUUCUGGGUUUGCCCAGGAAUGGCAGGUUGAUGUGUGCUUGGAGCUUUACCAUCGGAUGAGAAAUUCAACAUUAAAGCCCAACGAUUUUACGUUCACAAGUCUUCUGAGUGCCUGCACGGGAAGUGGGUCUCUUUGGCAGGGAAAAACUGCCCACUGUCAGACAAUUCAAAUGGGAUUUGAUUCAUAUACUCACAUUGCUAAUGCUCUCAUCUCAAUGUAUUGCAAAUGUGGAGAUGUCAGACAUGCAUUUUCCAUAUUUGAGAAGCUGCCCUGUAAGGAUAUAGUUUCAUGGAACUCCAUGAUUGCUGGGUAUGCCCUGUAUGGACUUGCAGUGCAGGCAAUUGAUCUAUUUGAAGAGAUGAAGAAGGAAAGAGUGAAACCAGAUGCCAUUAGUUUUCUUGGUAUUCUCUCCUCGUGCCGGCAUGCAGGCCUUGUGAAACAAGGCCGGAAUUACUUCAAUUUAAUGGUUGAACAUGGUGUGGAACCAGAAUUAGACCAUUAUUCCUGCAUUGUGGAUCUUCUUGGUCGGGCGGGGUGUUUGCAAGAGUCUCUAGAUUUCAUUGAGAAAAUGCCUAUUUAUCCCAACGCCAUUACCUGGGGCUCCCUGCUUUCUUCCUCACGGCUUCAUGGAAAUGUUUGGAUUGGAAUCAAGGCUGCGGAGAGUAGGCUUUUACUGGAACCAGACUGUGCUUCUACUCAUGUUCAAUUGGCAAAUCUGUAUGCCAGUGCGGGGUGCUGGGAUCAGGCUGCAAGGGUGCGUAAAAUGAUGAAAGAUAAAGGGCUGAAAACAGAUCCAGGGUACAGCUGGAUUGAAGUUAAGAGAGAGAUUCAUAGAUUUAGAGCAAACGACCCAUCAAACUACAAAAUGAUUGAGAUUCUUACAGUGUUGGAUGGUUUGUUAGACCACAUGAGAAGAUUAGGCUUUGUGCCUGGCAUACAGGGUGAAGGGGUUGGUGAUGAUUUCUAUGCAGUUAUAUAAGUUGUAAACGACUUUUGUGAAUAUCUAUAUGCUGAAUUUAAGCUGCAAAAUGUUCUCAGAAGUGUAAUCAUACAAAAACCUGUUCAGACAGUGGCAAAGGAUGUCACACUCAUACCCUAAGGAAGGAUAAUUAGCUGUUUCUUUGCAA